GUGAGGCCACUGACUGCUUUGAACUACGCAGGUUAUUGACCAGAGCGGUGCGCAGCUUGGGGAAUAUGAAGAUGUAUCGCGGGUGGAGAAAUUCGAGAUAAGCGAUACGGAAUACGGCAAAAGAACAGAUUCAGCCCGCUCCUUUUUGAAACGCAAUAGACUGGGGCAGUUCAAUGAAGAAGAAAUGGUGAAGAAAGAAGCCGAGCAGAAGCUGAGGCAGACGGAGGAGAAGACCCUGGCCGAAGCUAUUCCCGUGGGAUCGAGGUGUGAGGUGCGGGUGGUGGGGCAGCCGAACAAACGUGGGACAGUGAUGUACGCUGGUGUAACAGAGUUCAAGCCCGGCUACUGGAUCGGCAUCAAGUAUGAUGAACCUUUGGGGAAGCACGACGGCAGCGUUGGUGGAAAGCGGUACUUCGAAUGCCCGCUGAAAUACGGAGCCUUUGUGAAGCCCCAGCAAGUUACCGUGGGGGAUUUCCCAGAGGAGGACUACGGACUGGACGAUGAGAUGUGAAGGGGGGGCAAAGAAACUGGGGAAGGGGGGGGGAGAGGUGCAACCGUCUCCUUUUGCUCCACCGCCUCAGUUGCUGCCGCUUCUGUGGGGCACCGCUGCUGCGUGCUGCGUUCCUACGGAUGAGCCGGCGGGAGAAGACCUGGCAGCUGCUGUCUUUUCAUUGAUAUUUGGGUUGCUUUCCUUUUUUUCCUCAGUCGUCUGGGUCCGUUCACUGAAGAUGCCAGGCCCCCUGGUACGUUCUCAUAUGCUUGCCCUUCUGUGCCAGUGGGUGAGGUAGAGAACGCUGGAGUGACUCCGAUUUGUAGUAGCAAUGUGUGAAGUGGGGCCAGGGGGCGGGGUCUGCUCCCCCCCACCCCCCCGGCUGUAGAGCUGAGUGGUUCCCAAAGCGGUUAGGUUUGAUUUAAACGUGUUGCCACCAGCAAGGCAAAAGGACUCUGCUGUGGGGUGUAGUGUGUGUGUGGUGUCUCGUGCAAACUCAGCUGCCCCUGCUGCAAAGCAACCUUGUGGUCCUGGCAUCGUGUUGUGCAGGCAGUGGCUCAGUCUGUACUGUCACAAGGCCCCCCAGGAGAGCGAUUUGGUGUCAUCUUUGAAUCAGACCCCCGCAUAACAUGUUGAUGCCCCGUCUGAGAUCCUUUCUGCAAAUCUAAACCGGGACGUUUCUGUGACCAUACUUUUCUUCUUCUUUUUUGCCAAUGUUAAGAAUUAUUAUUUUUGUUGUUUUGUGUUGUCGGUUGACGCAAUGUGAUAAUUACAGAUUUUUGAAAAACAGUGUGGGAAGGAGAGAAAUACAUUCCAUGCAGGCGUA
Molecule: messenger RNA, 1316 nt
Organism: Sphaerodactylus townsendi
Lineage: Eukaryota; Metazoa; Chordata; Lepidosauria; Squamata; Sphaerodactylidae
Gene: TBCB
Product: tubulin folding cofactor B
Exons: 4
Coding region: 185-511 (108 amino acids)
Biological process (GO): cytoplasmic microtubule organization
Cellular component (GO): nucleus; microtubule plus-end; cytoplasm
Molecular function (GO): microtubule plus-end binding
Source: RefSeq, a predicted model, not a curated record